Solanum lycopersicum (tomato) is the source of this 4351-nucleotide messenger RNA. Its product is annotated as probable inactive histone-lysine N-methyltransferase SUVR2. Gene Ontology annotation, cellular component: nucleus. NCBI's taxonomy places the organism in Eukaryota, Viridiplantae, Streptophyta, Magnoliopsida, Solanales, Solanaceae. The record is from RefSeq and is a predicted model, not a curated record. Gene Ontology annotation, molecular function: zinc ion binding; protein binding; histone methyltransferase activity.
UUUCGAUGAAAAACUACUGGGGUCAGUCUUGCAUUGAGUGAUUCUGUGUUGGCGUAUAUAACCCAUUGAUGUUAGAGAGUGAAAAUGGUUUCAUGCAGAAGAAAAAAUGAAGAAAAUGAUAUAAAAAUUUUAACUUUUGAAAUGUAUUUUUUUGUUAUUGUUGUUGUGUGUGUUUUUGUUUGGUUUCUCACUUCCUACCAAGACAGAAUUAUUUCAUACCUAGGUUUCGAACUCGAGGUCUCUGGUUAAGGGAUGAGGAGUUUGGAUAUGGAAGAACAGAGGAGUUUGGAAUCUGUGCUAUUCUACAUUUUGUUUUUUCGUUGUUAUGUAUUUUUGCUUUUGUAUAAAAUUUGAUUCUGAUUUCCCCAUGUUAAGGUGUUCAUGGUUCUGUUUCAAUUAUUAUUUUCUAUUUUUAUGUUUCAUCUGUUAAAUAAGGGUUUUGAUUCUUUGAUGCUGUGAUAUCUCGUUAGUUUUGUUUCUGAUGUAUACUGAGGAUUAGGGUGUGUUUGAUAUGAAGGAAAAUGUUUUUUUAGGAAAAUAAGUCGGGAUCUUGCACCCAAGGGUGUGUAUUGUGUGGUCAAUGAAGUGGUUGAGAGCCAUGAGGUUUCAGGUUCAAAUUUCAGUGGAGACAAAAAUAGUCGGUGAUCCGUUCUUAUCUGUCCUAGACUUGGUGGAUAGAGAUUCGUGGUACUUGUUGCCGGUGGGAGGCAAGUAUUCCAUGGAAUUAGUUGAGGUGUGUUAAAGCUGGUUUGAACAUCACGUUCAACAAAAUAUAUAAAUAAGUAGGUUCUAUACUUAUUUUCUUGUAUCCGUUACGUAAGCAGAAAAAAUAUUUUCUUAAAAACAUUUGUUAUAAUCUAGAAUAAGGGUUAGGGGGCGAAGAUUAGGUGUGUUGGAUGGUUGAAGGACAUAAUUAAUGUGGAAUGCCUUGCCUUGCGCCAGUUCCAGUCAUGAGAUGACUUUUCUCUUACUCGUGUUUAAAAGGAUUGUAGAGAAGAUGUUUAAAAGAAAUAGUAAUAGCGAAGAUGUCAGUGAUGAAACAUGACUUAGUGAACAGUGGGAGAAAAUUGCGUUACGACGUAUAUAUGAUGACUGAUGAACUGAUUAUUAUGCAGUCAACUCUUUUAUACUGUCUCAGACUGAUCUCUUUAGGAAUUUCUGAACAUGAUGAAGUAUCGGUUUAUCAAUACUUGUUGUUAUUAUACUUUACUUGAGCUGAAGGUCUAUCAGAAACAACCUCUCUGUCUUCACAAGGUAGGGGCAAGGCUGCGUACACACUACCCUCGCCAAACCCCACUUGUGAGGUUAUUACACUGAGUUUGUUGUUGUUGUUGAUGAUGAUGACAUAUCGGUUAGAUACUUAACAAUAUCAUCUGUUUUCUAUUUAAAAAUUCAUGUAGUUAUUUGAUAAAACCAACAUUCUAUAGUACUUCCUAUUAGCUUCUGAAAAAAUGCCAGGAGUUCUCAUAGAUCUGUAUCGAAUACCGUUCAACAUGGAAUGUCAUCUAAUAAGUUAUUAUGCUAUGCAUAAAUUAUUCCAGUCAUCAUGUUGGUAAAAUUCAGACAUUGUUUCUGCUUUUUUUUUUGUGGUUUAAAUGCAGAUGUAAUGUUUUUUCUGUUUUUUUUGGGCAUUGAAAGGAAGAAGAUAUACCUUAACCUCAUUGAGCUCCUUAAAGUUCUACAUUAGUAUAAUAAAUGGCGCCAAACUCGAAGUCUAGAGUUACAAAGGCCUUUGAGGCAAUGAAGGUUUUUGGCUAUAGUGAAACAGUUGUGAAGCCAGUGUUGAGGAACCUUCUGAAUUUGUACAACAAAAACUGGAAGCUUAUUGAAGAUGAGAAUUAUUCUGUUCUUUUGGAGUCUAUUAUAGACAGCGAAGAGUCUAAGGAAAAGCAGAAAUCCUCGAUGGAAGAUGAACCGGAAGAAAAUGAACCACCAUUGAAAAGAUCUAGGCUCUACUCCCAGGGAAAUCAUUCUUCAGCUGCUAAACACGAUGCCGGCCCUAGUGUUGACACAUGUACUUCAGAGUUGCAGCCUUACGGCAAGCAGAAGAUGGCUGAUAUCACCACCGAGUCUUGUGAAACUCAGGAUGUUGAAAUGAAGCCUCGCUUUCUCUUGAACCAUCAUCAGCGCAAAGGUAAGAAACAGAUUUCUUCAGAGGCUUCUCCUGUUUCAGAGGAGGAUAAUGACAUUGUAGUACUGUCUGAUGAUGACAAGCAAGAAACUCGUAUUCUGUCAUCUCAUUUGAAACUAAAGAAAAGGGGAGACACAUCUCGUUUAUAUUCUGCUGUGAAACCCAAAAGAAGACUAGCUUAUAGUAGUAGCCUGGAAGAGCCAAAUGUUAUGGGUUCUACUGAUGUAUCCAAAGAAGGUGCUCUGGUUGAGUAUAGCUUCAGUGAUGCAAUGCCACUUUCUGAUACCCUGCCAGGUUUUGAUGUUCCUCUUGCUGUUGUUCCUUCAGACUUGGAGCGUCUCAACUCUGAACAUCUGGGUACAGAAGGAAAUAAAGAAGAUGCAACAAAUUCAUCACGACUAAAUAUUGCUUCCACCCCGAACGGGGAAGUGAAACUCUCUUUUGUCUAUAAGAUAUAUUCUUCAUCAGAUUUUUGCCCACCAAGUUUAGAUGCAGUCUUUAAGCGGAUGGAGGAAAAGUAUAUGAAGUCCUACAGAUUUUCUCAACCUGGUUUUCUGCUAAGUCUGAUGGAAAAUCUGUGUAAAUGCUAUCUGACAGCUGGCACCAGGACCAGGACAGCAAAUGAGCCAUCAGCUGGGAUAUGGUCCCAGAAACUUCACCCAGUAGGUGUCAGAUAUGAUGCUACUAAUCAUGAAUUGCACUUUGCUCCAGACACUAGCAAUGGCUCAUUCAAAUUGUCGAAUUUGAUCAAAAUCUUACCUCAAAUUCCAACAUUUACAGCUUCAGGAAAUAGGGAUAUAAUGUGCUACAUGGUGGAUUUUAAUGGUACAAGGAUUAAUGGUGCUGAGAAGGACAACACUAACAAGCUUCUUAAACUCCUUGCCUCUUCAACUAUGAACAAUUCAGUGCUUGUUCAAAGUGAACACUCAUCUCCUGGUCUUCGUAAUUCUGUUUAUUAUAUUGAAGACAUCUCCAAUGGUCAAGAGGAGCAUAAAAUUUCGUUGAUUAAUGCAUUCAGCCAUGUCCUGCCUGUCUUCAAGUACAUACCUAAAAAUGUUAUUUUCCAAAACGCAUAUGUGAAGUUUCUUCUUGCUCGUAUAUCAGAUGACAGCUGUUGUUCAAACUGCAGCGGGGAUUGUUUGUCCCAAGAUAUACCCUGUGCUUGUGCUGGUGAAACAGGGGGUGAAUUUGCCUACACAUCAGGUGGUUUGCUCAAGGAGAAGUUUCUUGAGAGUUGCAUCUCAAUGAGUUGUGAACCCCAAAAGCAUGGUUUAGUAUAUUGUCAGGACUGUCCCCUUGAAAGGUCUAAGAAUAAUAGCGUGUCUGGCCUGUGCAAGGGUCAUCUGGUGAGGAAAUUUAUCAAAGAGUGCUGGCAUAAAUGUGGCUGCAGCAGGGGAUGUGGAAAUCGUGUUAUUCAGCGAGGCAUAGCAGUGCCAUUGCAGGUGUUUAUGACAGCUGAUGGGAAAGGUUGGGGUCUCAGGGCACUGGAGGAUUUGCCUAGAGGUGCUUUUGUUUGUGAAUAUGUAGGAGAAAUAGUGACCAACACAGAGUUGUAUGAGCGAAACACGCAAACUGCUAGUGAGAGACACACAUAUCCGGUUUUGCUAGAUGCAGACUGGGGUUCGGAAGGUGUCCUGAAGGAUGAGGAGGCACUUUGUUUGGAUGCAACAUACUAUGGCAAUAUUGCAAGGUUCAUUAAUCAUAGAUGUUAUGAAGGUAACUUGAUUGAGAUCCCAGUUGAAGUAGAGACUCCAGAUCAUCACUACUACCAUAUUGCUUUUUUCACUACGAGGAAAGUUAAUGCUUUAGAAGAGUUAACUUGGGAUUAUGGUAUUGACUUCACCGAUCAUACUCAUCCAGUGAAAGCUUUCAAGUGCUGCUGUGGAAGUAAAUCUUGUCGAGACACCGGCCUUUAAAGAGAGCUAGGAAGUAUACAUUGAUGAAGAUUACUCCUCACUGAUGAUGCUGAUCUCAUCGAUAGCUCAUAUAGAUAUGAUAUAGGUAAUACAAGAAACAGUCUUGUUAUUUCUGGAAAAGAACAGCUGGUGUUAACACAGAUGAAGAUUCCUUCUUACUCAUGAUGUUGAUCGCUUCGAUCAAGAAGCACACUUUAGUUUUUCUGAAAAGUACUGCUGAUGUUAUGUUCUACCAGUUGAUGAGAUUGCACAUGACUAUGUUGGAAAAAACAUGUUUUAUUUUGAGUAUAUGACUUCUUGGAUA